This is a messenger RNA of Solanum pennellii, 1412 nucleotides long. Its product is annotated as protein YLS3. Gene Ontology annotation, biological process: lipid transport. The record is from RefSeq and is a predicted model, not a curated record. Bases 654 to 1211 code for a protein of 185 amino acids. The transcript has 3 exons. Gene Ontology annotation, molecular function: lipid binding. Lineage: Eukaryota; Viridiplantae; Streptophyta; Magnoliopsida; Solanales; Solanaceae.
UAUAGAAAAUAUGAUACAUAUGUUAUUAUAAUUUAAAUGAACACCCAUGGAACAAAAGCAGCUGUGGGUAAGCUGAUUUAAACCUCUGCAAUAAGAGGUGUGCGAAGCUACUGGCGAGGGUUCGAAUUCCGCCAGUAGCAUUUCCCACAACCUUUAAAUCCUGGAUCCGCCACUUUGUCAUAAUAAUUAAUUAUUUUUCUGUUAUCUUAAGGUGAUAUAUAAUACUCUUAAGGUGAUAUAUAAUACUCUGUAUCAUGCAUCCACUUUUUUUUUUCAAUUAUGAUUAACCCCAAAUGCUAAUUAUGUGAUGGAUGCCAUCAUAAGCCCUUUUUAAUGUACACCAUUCAUUGUGAUUGUCCCUUCAACUUGAAGCCUUUUUUUUUUGGGGGGGUCAAGAAGUUAGUAGUAAUAAGUAAAAUAAUUACACAUUUUGCUGAAUGAUAAAAGCAUGGAGCGUCUAUAUCAUAACAUUUGGUUCUUUGACUAAGAAAGAUAUGAAAAAUAAGAUUUGUGUGAAUGUAUGGUAAUUAUAAUUUGUUAUUUCCACACUCAAUGUAUGCUGCAAUUCACACUAAAUUUGAUUCAUUUACUCUAUUUAAAAAGUCCAUACAGUAAUAGAAAACCAAUUUCAGUAAUACUAAAGUGUUCACAGCAUGGCUUUUACUACUGUUCUUAUUUUUUCACUUCUAUUUGUUUUUGUACCUACAACCCUUUCACAGACAUUCGGUAACUUACCUGCAGGGCCCACGGUGUCGUCGUGUGGGCCACUACUGCUACGAUUGGCUCCCUGUGGACCGUUUGUGCAGGGCGGAUCGCCUUCACCAACCGAGCGGUGUUGCAGUAACCUCAGGCAACUCUAUAUCCAACAACCAGAUUGUCUUUGCCUGUUGCUCAAUCAAACUGGCAUCAGCACUCUUCCAAUAAACACCACUUUAGCACUUCAAUUGCCACUUCUUUGCAGUAUGCAUGUUGACAAUAAUACCUGUUCUGGUUCUGAAGGACUGGCUCCUAGGUCAUCAACACCUCAAGUUUCAUUCGGGACAAAUAACAAUUCAUCUGUUGCUGCUUCACCAAUGGUAACCGUACCACCUCAGACGUCCAGCACUUUUGGAUUUGGCUUUCACAACAGCUCUGCUGCAAACAUCAACGCGAAGGAGAACUUGAUGAUCAUCACAAUGCUAACUUCUUGGGGUGCAUUCUUCUGGCUCUAGCCGCCGUUUCCAUGUUGUUUGUUAACUCAUUAUUUAGACAAGAACUUUAGCUCAGACAUGAUAUUUAGCAAGUAGAAUAUGCUUCAAUACAUGUUAUUGUUCUAUUACAAACUAGUUGGUCCACACAUUUGAAAACUAGUUAUUCCCAGAAUCAUAUGCCAAUUUAAUAGCCCAUAUAUAUAUGCUCAUAUGCCAAUUUAA